AUGAGUUCCACACCAAAAUGGUAUUGUCGCAACAAAUCGCAACCGAUGCAUACCUUUGCGGAACUUUCCAAAUUGGGCAAUGACCUUAGAAGGAUUACAAAACGUUUGGUUAUCGAUGUCAAGGUGGACAUUUAUAGUGAACAUGACACCCUACUGGAGGAAUGCGAACGUAUUGUGGAAUUAUAUUGGAGUUUAAAGGAUCAAUCGAACAAUAAGGAUUUCCAAUCGCUGUCCAAGAAAAUUAAACGCAGCCCUUACAAUGCCUUACUGAUGCAAAAAUUCAAUAUAAUUAUGGAGCUAAAUGAUCGAAGAUUUUGCCAGCUAACAUUUGUCCUUAAGAAGACGGUAAAUUAUCUCUUGAAAAAGUCUCUUCAUUCCGAAGUCUGGAUGAAUUGGGCCCUACAAAUAACACAACUCUACAAUAAAUGUCGAAAACCUCUAACGGUUGAUGGGGAAAAUACUGUGGAAUCCAAGAAACCAGAAGACGAACAACUUAAUGCCAAUAUCUGCAGCAAUUUGUAUCCGGCCCUGCUUCUGCCCUAUAAGUCCAUAGAUUUUGCACAUGUUUUGCAGUUAGCCUCCCAGCAGCGUAUUGAACAAAAUUCUUUGGAUCUAAUGUUCGGUCUCUUCAAUAUGGGCGAACAGGAGGCAUGGCGUGAUACGACCAAUGAAUCGAAUUGUUCCAGCAUCGAAAUAUUACGAAUUUUAACUUUAAACCUGACGGGAGAUGGAGAAUUUCAACAGUAUUUGAAUGAAAACAAUCAUGAUUAUGCUGCCCUGGCAAUGAAUCCGGAAAUAGUGCGUGUGAACAGUGCCUCUCAGCGGGGUACAGCGGUGACACUGCGUAGUAAACAUAUUGACUUUUUUCUUCAGAAUGAAAGGAGUUUUGUGGCUCAAUUGAUUGAGAAGGCAUUCGAUAUUUGUCCGACAAUAUUUGGCCACUGCAAUCACGAUGAUCUACAUGAAUACGUUUUACGAGGUAUGCGUCUAAUGUGGUCUUAUGUGGGUAUAAUACUCGAUCACAUUAUCCUCUGGUGGAUAGAUACACCGAUAUCAUGCUAUUCUCUAUCACAUGUGGACUCUAUACGCAAUUGGUUAUAUCUGCAUAAUGUUAGAGAUAUUCCCGAACCUGUCUAUUCGACGCUGCAAGGUAUCGGGGAGAUUCUGACAAAUUUUGUUAGCAACAAUUUGUGGGAUCGUCUGUUUCGUUUGACCCUAAUAUCGGCCACGGCUCAAACGGGCACCGUCGAACAAUUUCUGGAGCAGUAUAAACAAUCACCGAAAAAUCAAUUUGGCACACCCACUGGAACCGUUUGGAUUGCCAUCUUUACAAAUCUAAUAAAUCUAAGCAAUAAUUAUUUUCAAAAUUCCGAUUUUACGAAUUCCAGUUUGCUACCAGUUUCCGAACAAAUUCCCAUACUUCAUAGAAUUGAUCAUUCGGUCCACAGUAUGCGCCUCUGGGUCAAAGAAGAAUGCAAAAAGUUAUGCAACGAAUGGAAAAUGGAUCGUUUCUUUCAGAUAUUGGAAAAUGAUGUGCGCCUGUGUCUGCAAGCUUUUACAAAUUUUAAACUGCCAAAAUUAACUGCCGAUCUGACAGAUAUCCUGAUGUUGGUCUGUGUCGCUUUGCGUACGAAAUUGAUAUGCGAGAUAAAUGUUAAUAUUGAUAAAUUGAAGAAAACCACCGAUGAAUGUGUUCAAGUCCUCUCCGAUGUCUGUCGCCUACUAAGUUUGGCGAAUUUUACCCUCUGCUUCCCUUCGGGUUCAUAUUGGCAACGGAAUUCGUAUGACAACGAGAAAUCCAGUGAAUAUGUUGGUUAUGUUCUCGAUCAAAUAAUGUUGCCCUGCAUUAAGGCUACCAAAGAUGUUGUAAUUUUAAAAUUAAUAUUAAAAAUUAUAUGCGAAGCAUGGUUAGAUUACAUUUAUCAGAGGCAUAUACGAUUUAGUGUUAAUGGGGCGGUGCGUCUCCUCAACGAUUUCGAUGAUGUUCGAGAAUGGAUUCUGAGUUGUUCGCUGUUGGAUCAACUGCAUUUGGAAAAGCUCAGCAAUCAUGAAGUGUUGCGCAUGUGUAAGGGUGUGGGUAAAAUUCUGUUGCGCAAACCGGAGGAUAUUAUUGCCAUAUCACAAUCGCCAACGUUCGAUAAGAAAACCUCUGCUGGUGAUGGUGAUCCUGCACCCCAGGAAACUCAAUUACCCUCGGAAAUGUUCGUCUCCAAUCAGAAACAUUGGCUUCAAUUGCGUGCCAAUAAAUCGACAUUUUUCUUUUUCCCUCUUUGCUGUGGAGAUACCAGUGUUUAA
Musca vetustissima is the source of this 2295-nucleotide messenger RNA. RefSeq lists its product as uncharacterized. NCBI's taxonomy places the organism in Eukaryota, Metazoa, Arthropoda, Insecta, Diptera, Muscidae. The transcript has 10 exons. The record is from RefSeq and is a predicted model, not a curated record. Bases 1 to 2295 code for a protein of 764 amino acids.